Molecule: messenger RNA, 207 nt
Organism: Loa loa (African eye worm)
Lineage: Eukaryota; Metazoa; Nematoda; Chromadorea; Rhabditida; Onchocercidae
Exons: 2
Source: RefSeq, a predicted model, not a curated record
AAUUCAUUAUCCGAACAACCUUUGACCGAAGAUGCAUCAAACAGUGAAACACAUCCACUUGGUGGUUCAUGUCCGGAUUUAUCAAAUUCACAACUUUUACUAUGGGAUAACUAUCUCUUUGAUACCAUCAUGAAUGAAACAAACAAUAUGAUCGAUGAAGAAGGUGCAAAUACAUUAGCAAUUGAUCCAAUGGAACGAUCUGGUUAG